This is a messenger RNA of Actinia tenebrosa (Australian red waratah sea anemone), 4292 nucleotides long. RefSeq names its product mucin-5AC-like. The record is from RefSeq and is a predicted model, not a curated record. Lineage: Eukaryota; Metazoa; Cnidaria; Anthozoa; Actiniaria; Actiniidae.
AUGACACCAAUUCCUUCGUCUGAAGAAACACGAGUUUCUCCGAAGCCUUCAAGCGAGGCAGCCACAGUAUUACCAAAGGCUUCAAGUAAGUCUGCAAAAAUAACACCAACACCUUCAACGGCUUCAAGUAAGUCUGCAAAAAUAACACCAACACCUUCAACGGUCAUUGCAGAAUUGCCAUCCAAAUCGUCGGGCAAGGAUGUAAAAGUUUUGACUAAAGAUUCUCGCGAGUCUUCCAAAGUAGCAGCAAUUCCUUCGUCUGAAAAAACACAAGUUUCUCCGAAGCCUUCGAGCGAGGCAGCUAGAGUGUCGCCAAAGACUUCAAGUAACUCUGCAAAAAUAACACCUCCACCAUCAACGGUCAUUGCAGAAUUACCUCCUAAGUCCUCGAAUUGGGAUGUGAAAGUCUCGCAGAAAGAUUUCUCUGGGUCUACCAAAAUGGCAGCAGUUUUUUUGUCUGAGAAAACACAAGUGUCUCCGAAACCCUCAAGCGAGGCCACCAAAUUGACAUCAAAGAGCUCAAGUGAAUCCGCAAAAAUAAAACAGACUACAUCAGUUGAAAAAACGAAAGGUUUUUCAAAGACUUUGAUCGAGGACACCGAGACAACGAAAAUGACACCAGCCCUUUCAACUGAAGCAGCAAUAUUGUCACCCAAGUCAACAUCAAGUGAGGUCAUCAAGCCUUCGCCUAAGGCUUCUAAAAUAAUAUCUACUACUACUUCUAACGAAGUUGCAAACGUGGCAUCCAAGCUUUCAAGUGACAGUGUCAUUAAGUCAAAAAGGACGAAACAAGUAUUCUCAGGGAAAGUUUCUUCAGAGGCUUCGAGUGAGCAAGACAAACUAUUUCCAAAAGCUUCCAGUGAAUCUCCUAAAAUGACGCACAUGGCUUCUGUUGAAGACGUUAAAGUGACUUCAAAACCAUCAAGUGAGGUCAAAAAGCUAUUGCCAACAUCUACAAGUGGAUCUACUAGAAUGACACAUAGAAAACUGACUUCCAGAUCUUUAGCGGAAGUGACGCCAAAACCCUCGAGUGAGGCUACUAAACUCCCCAAGAGGUCGUCAAGUGUAUCGACGAAAAUGACCUCUGAACCAUCCAUAGAGUCAGUAAAAAUGUCAAAAAAGUCUUCGAUUGUAAAGACUGAGCUCUCCUCGAGUGAUUCUACGAGAUCUAAACCUUCCACAGAAGCAAAAGUGUCAACGAAGCCUUCAGUUGAAGUUAAAGAUCUUUUGUCAAAGGCAUCAGGUCUGUCCACAAAUUCGACUCCCAAACCAUCCACAGAUGUAAUGAAAGUUUCACCAAAACCCUCCAGUGAGGCUGGCAGGCUGUCGUCACAAACAUCUCAGCUGUCUACAAAAAUGACGUCUAUGGAAUCAAAAGAAACGAUGAAACUGUCACCAAAACCUUCAAUUAAUUCUACCAAACUAUCUUCAGGGACUUCAAGUACGUCUACAAAAAUGGUGCCCUCGCCACCCUCUAAAGACAAAGUGUCGCGGAAACCUUCGAGGGAAGCCAGUAAACUUUCUACAAAGACUUCAACUGCAUCUACGAAGACGAUGUCGGAGGCAUCUUCAGAACCGGCUAAAGUGUCAUCAAAGCACUCAGGGGAUGCUGGCAUACUAACACCAAAGGCAUCAAGUGUGUCUACCAAAAGGACAGCUUCAAAGGCUUCAAGUACGUUUUCAAAAAUAGCGCCCACCUCUUCGACUGAUACAACGCAGGUGUCGGCAAAACAUUCGACCAAGUCUAUCAAACUGUCAAAAAAGACUUCAAGUGGGUCUACGAAGGCUACGUCCACACCUUCAACUGAGGUAAAAGCGUCUCCAAAACCAUCUCAAGUCGAGUCAAGCAAAACGAAAAUGAUUGAACAUGAAACGGGAGAAGCCAUAACGAAAUCUUCUACUCAGAUCACAUCACCAUCACAACAGGUUCCACAUGAGCAUCAAAAAUUGACAUCUAGAGCAUCAAAGGGAGAUAGUAAACUGUCACUUAAACGUUCAAGGGAAUCUUCGAUACUCUCGUCGAAAGCUUCGAGGGAAUCGCAUAAAAAGAAACACAAACAUCAUAAAACUGCGCCAAAGAAGGUUUCAGGGGAAACUCUCAAGCUAACGCAUAAACCUUCAAGUCAGUCUACCGAAAUGUCUCCUGAAGUAUCACCGAGAGCUUCUCAAGUCUCACAAAUGUCUUCGAUGGCAACUAAAGAUUUAGUAAGCGAAGGUAGUGAUGUUUCAUCCAAGACUUCUCGUGAAACAAUUAAAGAUGUCACUGGAGGUAAAAUGACAUCUAUCGAGUCAGGAGAAAAUGUAGCAUCCGAGAGUGUUGAAAGAAUUGCUCAAACCCCUUCAAGAAAAGCAUCGAAAGCUAAACACACUUCCCAAUCAUUAAUAAAAGUAUCGUCCAAAACACAAAGUCAAGACUCCAAGGCUUCAGUAAGUGCAAGUGUAGUUUCUACUUAUGCGAUUGAAACGCCAGUGCCUGCCACAAAAGUCGAUUCAGUGCCAAUGGACAAUGUGUCAACCUACUCCUCUAAAUCACUAAACAAGCUACAAACGCAAGGUUCAUCAUAUGAGGACAAAAGAGGUUCUCAAGAGAAAUUACCAGAAAUCUCUGACUCAAGAUUGUCAGAUUCACAGUCUCAGUUAUCGUACAAAGAUAGACCACACGAAGAAGGAAAUAGAAGAAUCUCAUUAUCCGUUCCCGAUCCAGUUGUUGCUUUGAAAGGCGUCGGACGUAGGACCUCGUUGCCAGGGGGUGCGUUCUCUGAAAACGAGUUUGAAAGAAGACGUCUAUCGUCCCUACACGACAUAUCUGAAUCUAGAGAAUCUAACGAGGCGUCAUCCAUUGAUGAUUCUUCUAGACAAAAUGAAGAUCAUAGUUUGGACGAUAACCAAAAGAGUGUAAUCGAUGCAUUAACUUUUACUGAUGCAGAAAAUCGUCGUUUGAGUUUGAUGCGUUCAGUCCCAUCCAUCACUAUACAAGAACCAGCAUCUCCUCCAAAUGAUGACAAUAUUCUGUUUGAAGAAGAUGAAAGAGUGAGAAUCAUCUGUGAACUCGAACAUACUCAUCCUGUUAGUUUGGAUGAGCAGAUCUCCAUUGAUAAUAGUGCAAGUGGAAAAGCACCAUCGAAUCAAGGAUCGGACGAAGCAAUUCAAAAAACAUCGGAUCUAGAAAAGGAGGACAUGGAUUCCUUCAAGCAAAGUAAAUCCUCAAUACCAGACAUCCACAACGAGAACGUUUCCGAUGUAAUAAAAGUACACCAACCAUCUGAGGACAUUGCAAGUCCAAGCCAAACGGGCAGUGAAACACCAAAGAGGCAAAGCGUAACAUGCAUCGGGAUUGAGUUUUCACCUACAAGUUCCAAAGACCAUAUUCCUCCCAACCGUGCAUCCGAGGUAUCUCUGAAAACAAGGAUCGCAAAAGGGUCCAGUAGCAAGAUAGGUCAGGAGGGUACUGGAGUCAGAGAGCCUUUGUCUGGUUCUUUCGAGCUCAAAGGUAUAGGCCUGGGUGGUGAACGACGCUCCAGUUCAAGAGCGCUUAUAUCAUCAAGAUCUACAGAAUUCCCGAGAACACGACCUUUCCAAGUGUCGCGUGGUCACUUUUCGUCCCACAGCCUGGAUACACCGUUAUCUCGUGGUGUUAUCGUUACUCCCCUCAAACCAAGUCCACCUCUAAGUCCAAGACUCAUAGAGUCCUCUACAAGAAGGUCAAGGCUAAAGAUGGCGUUGUCUCAACAGCGAGCCAAAGAGACACAGUCAGAAACAAGUUUGACAAGUUCAAAGAGUGACCCUGGUGAAGCAUCACCGAAAAAGGGCUCUGAGACCUUACUUGGUUCACAUCCCCCUGCAAAUAACUCGUCAGCUUCAAAUGAAUCAACAAAAACACUUCCUGAAAGACCAAGCACAGCAUCUGGCAUGUUAAAGCGAGAGAAGAUCAAGGCAUCCCGGGCGGUUAUUUCAUCUUCAUCAAGUGAAAGAUCAGAUACUUCUGCGCGCGAUGCCUCAGACGGGAACGUGAAUCGGGAAGCCUAACAACGUAGACAAUAUAUUUUUUUAUGUGACGUUAAUUUGGAAUUAUUUUUAUAUGUACGUUUUUGUAGAAGUUUAUUCUUUACAACUUACUUACUCUUUGACAACAGUUGACAACUUGACAGAUAUUUCCGCUUGGUAAUACUGAAUUGCCAAAUUCAUCGUACGUAAAAGAACCGUCACUUUUGAAUCUUGCACACCCUUUGAUAAACCCCUUUGUAUUUGUCUUCUUUUCAUAGCAAUAGUACUGGUAGAGGCAAACGGAUAUA